Hemiscyllium ocellatum (epaulette shark) is the source of this 3248-nucleotide messenger RNA. Its product is annotated as cell cycle control protein 50A-like. Lineage: Eukaryota; Metazoa; Chordata; Chondrichthyes; Orectolobiformes; Hemiscylliidae. The record is from RefSeq and is a predicted model, not a curated record. Bases 170 to 1237 code for a protein of 355 amino acids. Gene Ontology annotation, biological process: phospholipid translocation. The transcript is spliced from 7 exons. Gene Ontology annotation, cellular component: Golgi apparatus; plasma membrane; endoplasmic reticulum.
GCUCGGGAUUUGGUUUCCGGGCUUGGUUGCUUCUCCUCGGGGUUUGGUCCGAGCGCUAAAUCGGACGUUGGGGGGAGGUUAGGCAGCGUCAGCUUGUCUAGGCAAGUCUCCCCCUACGUUCGCGGUGUGAGGUGUAGAGGCCCCGAUCUUCUUGCCGCUCUGAGCUGAAAUGGCAACCAAUUAUUCCGCUAAAGACGACGAUGGUGACCAGCAGAAGAGCAGGAAACCGGACAACACAGCGUUCAAGCAGCAGCGCCUCCCCGCCUGGCAGCCCAUUCUCACCGCAGGCACUGUCCUGCCCGCUUUCUUUAUCAUAGGCCUCAUUUUCAUCCCCAUUGGCAUCGGCCUCUUUGUCACCUCUAACAACAUCAAGGAAUUCGAGAUUGAUUAUACUGGCAUUGAACCACAUUCUCCCUGUCAUAGCUGUGCUAUGAAUAGUACAUGGAAUACUACGUGUACCUGUGAAGUUCAUUUUCAGCUGGAUCAACCAUUUGAGGGAAAUGUUUUUAUGUAUUAUGGAUUAUCAAAUUUCUACCAGAACCAUAGACGAUAUGUCAAAUCAAGAGAUGACAGCCAGCUUAAUGGUGAUAAGGGUUCUUUAAAAGAUCCAAGCAAAGAGUGUGAGCCAUAUCGAACGUCUGAUGGAUUACCUAUUGCCCCUUGUGGAGCGAUUGCAAACAGUCUGUUUAAUGAUACUUUGGUACUGUACUACAUUGACAAUGGCACUCAAAGUGAGAUUCCAUUGAUUAAAAAAGGCAUUGCAUGGUGGACAGAUAAGAAUGUCAAGUUCAGAAACCCAACUGGGGAUUCCAAUUUAUCAACCAUUUUUAAAGACACUGCAAAACCUGUGAACUGGCCAAAGCCAGUGUAUGAACUGGAUCCAACUGAUAAGGACAACAAUGGAUUCAUCAAUGAAGAUUUCAUUGUGUGGAUGCGUACCGCAGCUUUACCCACCUUUCGCAAGCUGUACAGGCUUAUUGAGAAAAAGGAUGUGUUGACUCCUACAUUGCAACAGGGAAAUUAUACAUUGCACAUCACAUACAAUUAUCCAGUGCGCAGCUUUGAUGGGCGAAAAAGGAUGAUCUUGAGCACUAUUUCUUGGAUGGGAGGAAAGAAUCCAUUCCUUGGGAUUGCGUACAUCACUGUUGGUUCUAUCUGCUUCUUUCUGGGAGUCGUACUACUGAUCAUCCACCACAAAUAUGGAAGCCGCAACACAAGCGCUGAUAUUCCUAAUUAAUAGUGUCUUUGCAACAGAAUAACUGCAUGUGCAUCCAUCUAAAGUUCUGAUAUAUGAUGAAGCUUUAGGAAGAUCUUAGAAAGCAAUUCCAGUUAUUGUAUAUGAAGUGAGAUUUGGCUGUGUCUUUGGUGCAUUGUCAGUAUCUGAUUGAUGUCUGUGAAAAUAUGCUGAAAACAUUUUGGUUUGCAGGUCAAGCAGUAUAGUGCAAAAUUGCUUGAUCACGUUUUUAAACAAUCAAUGUUAAUGGCUAUAAAUUCUAAAAUCUGUGCAUAUAGAUGUUAAUAUUCUUGGACCUAUUCUAGAAAUUGCUUUUAAUAUUUCUUAAGCAAUGAUAAAAAUUAAUUGCACUUUUGUUCUUACUUACCAACCAGAAAUUCAGUGGAAUGUGCAAGUUCAGAUAAGGACAGAUUGAAAUGUACAUGUUAUUUUAUAUACAUAUGGUGAUUAUUUCCCCUUAGAGUUAACAAACUGCAACUAGCUCUAGUGAUCAUUAGCUAAGACACAACACUGGUCAAAUGCAUGUAUAAUUGUCAAUAUGUCUUAUUUUCAGUUCCUGUGGAUAAUUGUUUUGCAUCUUCUGUGAAAACGAAAAAUUGAAAUUAUUUUGCUUACUGUUUUCGACCAAUGCAUUCACAUGCCACCAAUAAAUAAGUAGUUAAUUGGCAGCUGAAAUUUGAGGAGAGCAAUGAAAUCAGUAUAAUAUUUCAACACAACCUAUUACAGAUCAUAAUCCUUUUAUGCUAUCAAGUAUCUUCAAAUAAUGGUGAUUUCCCAAAACCCUAUACCCAAUAUUCUUGUCAUUAUCAUUUCUAGAACAACCUGGCUGCAGAUGGUGUAACUAAAAGCUAUUUUAGCAGGGCAAACAAAAACCUUCUGUUGCAACGAGAGUAAAUGUGAGCUGGUAACCAAUGGAGAUCAUACUGAGUAGUUGCAACUCUCUUAUGAUUUAUGUUGUCAAUCAUCGUAUGUUUUUGAGGUCAUUAGUUCCUUUACUACAAGUUGUUGAGGGAAUUAGUGUGUUUCCUUUCUGGGAGGCGAAGUGGGAGUAGCACGAUCGUGUUAGUAGGUGUGCGGAGGUGGGAGGGAGCUGGAUUUUGACAACAGAGUGCAAAUUUUGUCAGUUGUAAUUUAUUGGAAUGUAAGCGAUAUUAUUGGUAUGAAAAUAAAGGUCUGGCUGUAAAUGGCUCAAUGUUGCUAUGUCUUGUGCUGGAGAAAUUAUUCUUGCACAGAUUUGGGAAAGGGGAGUUUUGUUUUUCUUCUUGAAAAAAUAAGCAAACAAUUUCCUGUUCCAGUUCCACUCUUUGUUGUGAAAUUCUGCUCAAUAGAUUGAAACAUGAAAGUAUUUUCUUUUGCGACUGAGGAAUGAAUAUUUACGAAUGCAACAAAGAGUUAAAAGUAUUGUCCUAGCUACUGUUGGGGAAAAAAAAUCUUGUUAAAUGAAUGUAAUUAAAGUUUAUUUAUCACACUUUUGAAAAUUUGUAUUUUUUUAAAUAAUUACUUAAGUUGUUUCUAAAGAUUGUUGGAAUUUGCUUUAGUCUGUUACCAGUUGGAUUAAAGAUCUUUUCAGAUGAAACAUACAUUUAGUCUUUUGAUAGACUCUUUCUGAAAGCUCCUUGUUGUUUUAUGUGGCUGGUCGCUGGAGUUAGGAAAUUGUGGAUUACAGAUAUUUGAAUUAAAAUUUGUUUAGUCUGCAUUGCAAUACAUAAGAGUUCAUUAACAGACUUUCACUGUUAAAGGAAUCCUUUUAUAAAUUAAUCAGUUUGUUGAACUCUAAGUUCAUACCUGUCCAACAUAAUUUGACCUUUCUUUGAAACAGUUGGAAACUCUCAAUCCAAAAUUGGAUACUAUGCAACACCCUUUUUAGGUAUGGAAAAUACUUGUAUGCAAGUAUCCACCUCUAGGUGCGACAAAUGAUGUUUAUAUCAAAUAUUUUGUGUUUCAAUAAAGUGCAACUGCACUUACUGGCCUUGCAUUUGUGCUGAUAGAUCAAUAAAAUCAUAGUUCAAAAUGA